Diospyros lotus (date-plum) is the source of this 1959-nucleotide messenger RNA. Its product is annotated as protein SUPPRESSOR OF K(+) TRANSPORT GROWTH DEFECT 1. Bases 261 to 1565 code for a protein of 434 amino acids. Gene Ontology annotation, molecular function: ATP binding; ATP hydrolysis activity. The record is from RefSeq and is a predicted model, not a curated record. The transcript is spliced from 8 exons. Gene Ontology annotation, biological process: vacuole organization; endosomal transport. Lineage: Eukaryota; Viridiplantae; Streptophyta; Magnoliopsida; Ericales; Ebenaceae.
CUUACGACUUACGAGACCAACUUGGACGCACAUACAAAUUCCACGAAUCAAUUCCAAUCCAAAAUUCGAAGGAUCAUCGGUCAUGAAACCCACGAAGCAAUUUCCAUCAUCAUCGAUCGCUUCCCUGUUUUCUUUCCCCGAUCGUCAAUCUUCCUGUUUCUAGGGUUUGCGAAUCACCAAAACCGCCUCCCCAAUCCGAUCACUUUCUAGCUACUGCUAUUCGAUUGAUUCGUUGUAAAUACGGGUGUGUAUGCGCUAAGAUGUACAGCAACUUCAAGGAGCAAGCAAUCGAUUACGUGAAGCAAGCCGUGGAGGAGGAUAAUGCCGGGAACUACGCCAAGGCCUUCCCGCUCUACAUGAACGCGUUGGAGUACUUCAGGACGCACUUGAAGUACGAGAAGAACCCUAAGAUCAAGGAGGCCAUAACGCAGAGAUUCACCGAGUACUUGCGCCGCGCCGAGGAGAUCAGGGCCGUCCUAGAUGAUGGCGGAGCCGGUCCGGCCGCCAACGGGAGCGCCGCCGUGGCCACUCGGUCGAAGACCAAGCCCAAGGAUGGGGAGGGCGGCAACGGUGGCGAGGAUUCCGAGCAGUCUAAGCUGAGGGCCGGGCUGAAUUCGGCGAUUAUUCGGGAAAAACCGAACGUGAAGUGGAACGAUGUGGCGGGUCUUGAGAGUGCUAAGCAAGCGUUGCAGGAGGCUGUCAUAUUGCCCGUUAAAUUCCCUCAGUUCUUUGUUGGCAAGAGGAGGCCUUGGAGGGCUUUUCUUUUGUAUGGUCCACCUGGAACGGGGAAGUCAUACUUGGCAAAGGCUGUUGCAACCGAAGCAGACUCUACAUUCUUCAGUGUUUCUUCUUCGGAUCUGGUUUCAAAGUGGAUGGGUGAAAGUGAAAAACUAGUUUCAAACCUUUUUGAAAUGGCUCGUGAAAGUGCACCUUCUAUUAUCUUUGUUGAUGAGAUAGAUUCCUUAUGUGGACAGCGUGGUGAAGGCAAUGAAAGUGAAGCUUCUAGACGAAUCAAAACAGAACUUCUUGUGCAGAUGCAGGGAGUAGGAAACGAUGAUGAGAAAGUUCUCGUUCUUGCAGCUACAAAUACUCCCUAUGCUCUAGAUCAGGCCAUCCGAAGGCGGUUUGACAAGCGUAUAUACAUUCCCCUUCCAGACUUGAAGGCACGCCAGCACAUGUUCAAGGUGCAUUUAGGAGAUACUCCUCACAACUUGACUGAAAGUGACUUUGAACAUUUGGCACGUAGAACAGAAGGUUUUUCUGGUUCAGACAUUGCCGUUUGUGUUAAGGAUGUCCUCUUUGAACCUGUACGGAAAACCCAAGACGCCAUGUAUUUCGUGAAGACUCCUGAUGGUAUAUUGGUGCCAUGUGGAUCAAAGCAACCAGGGGCUGUCCAAACUACUAUGCAGGAUCUUGCUGCAAAAGGGCUUGCUUCAAAAAUCAUUCCACCUCCCAUCUCGAAAGUGGAUUUUGACAAGGUCCUUGCCAGACAGAAGCCAACCGUGAGCAAAGCCGACCUUGAAGUGCAUGAGAGAUUCACAAGAGAGUUUGGAGAAGAAGGGUGAGGGUGAUGAAAUGCUGCAGAUUGGGGGGUCGAAUGCAUUUGAAUGUUGCAAGCUUGGAUUUGAAGAUGUAAUCGUCCAUUGAGAACUGCUUCAAUCGGGAAAGUACACAACUUAGGCUUUUCUUCUGCACUGAGACUGGGAGCUGAGAGUUGGUACUUUUCUAAAUUAGUUCUCCAGUUAAAUAUAUUAAAAAAGAGAGUUCUCCACGAGUAUUGCCUCGGAAUGUUGCCAAAUAUAUAUAUAUAUAUAUAUAUAUAAUGUGUUUGAAAUGCUAGUUGCCAAAUAUGAUGUAUUCUGAUAGCUUCAUGAGAGACGAUAAGAGAACCCACCCUUUUCCUGAUUUGUUGCAAUAAGAUUUGUAUAAUAGAAGAAGUAAUAUUUAUAUUGAUAGCUU